Molecule: messenger RNA, 636 nt
Organism: Ixodes scapularis (black-legged tick)
Lineage: Eukaryota; Metazoa; Arthropoda; Arachnida; Ixodida; Ixodidae
Product: arginine kinase Lit v 2-like
Biological process (GO): phosphocreatine biosynthetic process
Molecular function (GO): creatine kinase activity
Source: RefSeq, a predicted model, not a curated record
AUGAUAAAUGUGUCCAUUUUAGCGGACGUUGAAGAUAUUAACAUAUUAUUAGCCAAGGGCAUUUCAUCCGUGAAGACGCUACCAAAGAAAGAGUUAACUCCGGAAAUCUUCGAAAAGCUCAAGACUCGCAAGACCGCCUUGGGAGCCACCUUGGUCGACAUCAUACAGUCCGGCGUGCAGAACCUCGACAGCGAAGUCGGCCUGUGCGCCCCGGAUGCCGAGUCGUACACGCUAUUCGCCGGCCUGUUCAACCUGGUGAUCUAGUGCUACCACGGCGGCUUCAAGACCACGGACUUCGAAGACCUCAGCAGCUUGGUGAACGUGGACCCCGACGACCAGUUCGCCAUUUCCACCGGGGUGCGCUGCGGACGCUCGUUGCAGGGCUACCCUUUCAACCCGUGCCUGACGGAGGCCCAAUACCGCGAGAUGGAGGAAAAACUGAGCGCGACUCUGCGCAUGCUGGAGGGCGAGCCGAAGGCCACCUACUACCCACUGACCGGCAUAGGCAAAAAGAGGCAGCAGCAGCUGAUCGAGGACCACUUCCUUUUCAAUGAGGACGACCGCUUCCUGCAGGCGGCCAUCACUGCCAUCAAAACCAAGCGCUCCCCUCCCCCGAAGGGGGAAGGAAUGUGCUAA